This is a messenger RNA of Lobosporangium transversale, 624 nucleotides long. RefSeq lists its product as hypothetical. The transcript is spliced from 3 exons. Bases 90 to 494 code for a protein of 134 amino acids. NCBI's taxonomy places the organism in Eukaryota, Fungi, Mortierellomycota, Mortierellomycetes, Mortierellales, Mortierellaceae. The record is from RefSeq and is a predicted model, not a curated record.
CACAGAUUGAAAUAAUCUUUGUCGUGACCUUUUACCAUGCACUAUUUUUUAUUUAAACUGCUAAUCUCCAACCUCUAGCUUGCCACAAGAUGUUGCCAUUUGCAGGACAAGGCGCCAAUAUGGCGAUUCUGUCAGCACUAGAAUUGACCAACCUUUUAUAUGACAUGAAAUCAGAUACACAAACUGAAAUUACACGUAUUUUUAAGGUGUAUUACAAAAACCGCCACUCGCUCGCUAAGUGGUGUGUUAGCAGUGCGAACCAGCACGGGGCCAUGCUUCAUAAGAAGGGCGUGAUUGGAGAUUUGUGGCGGUACCUAUUCCUCAACUGGAUGCCACGAUGGGUGAUCAAGAGGGUUACAGACAGCUUCCACGUAUACCGUCCUCAACUUGUCUUCUUGCCUUUCGUCAAAAUCAGAGGCUCACUUACCACUUACACCAAUAAGCCUUCGACAAGACAAACACCGAUAGUAUCCACUAGUCCAAGGACGGUCUGAGGCAUGCAAAGCUCACAAUGUUGAUCUUCUUUUCGCUCUUUUGAAUCCUAGUGCUUGACAACAAAUAUCUGGCUUAAUUUAAUGCCGAGUGCUAUAUUUAAUGCGGUUUGAGAGGCUAUCCAUUUGCAAU